Messenger RNA from Pantherophis guttatus, 3544 nucleotides. RefSeq names its product EF-hand domain containing 2 (gene EFHC2). The record is from RefSeq and is a predicted model, not a curated record. NCBI's taxonomy places the organism in Eukaryota, Metazoa, Chordata, Lepidosauria, Squamata, Colubridae. Gene Ontology annotation, biological process: regulation of neuron projection development. Gene Ontology annotation, cellular component: microtubule.
UCGGCCUUGGUAGCGCGGAGGGCGGUCAGCCAGGUUCGGGCAGCAACACCAGCCCUGAGGCGGCGGGGGGCGCGGCAGGCAGGACCGGCACAACUAUGGCGCUACCGCUCCUGCCCGGGAACUCUUUCAACAGGAAUCUAGGAAAAGAAAAGUUCCAUAAAUCUCAACAUUGGAGUUACUGCAAUAAGGUUUCUAUGUUGGUGGGAGAAGACAAACCUGGAAUAGGAGGAGAACCUUUGCUUGGACAAAAACUAAAACCAAAGUAUAGUGUAUUUCCUAGAGGCGUUGGAAGUGAUGCACCUUCAUGGGUAGCAUUUGAUAAACAGGUAUUGUCUUUUAGUGCUUAUUUUGAUGAAGAAGUUCCUGACAAAAAUCAAGAGCUGUUUAGAAUAAGACAUUGUAAAAUAUAUUUCUAUCUUGAAGAUGACACAAUUCAGGUUGUUGAACCCCAAGUGAAGAAUAGUGGAAUUCUACAAGGAACACUUCUUAGGCGCCAUCGGAUUCCACUCCCGCCUCCUAAUGAAGAUCAGUUUUAUACUGUUGAUUAUUUCAACCUUGACACUGAUGUGAUAUUUUAUGACCAAAGAUAUAAAAUUAUAGACUGUGAUCAGUUCACUAAAAAUUUCUUGAGAAAGAUGGGAGUCAAAGUAAAUCCCCCGUUGGAACGUCCAGAUGAUCCCUAUACGAAAGGACGCCAGAAGUUGAUAGAUAGUAUGACACCAUUGCGUCCCUAUGAGCGCUUUGAUACACUUCGUCAGUUUCUGGAACAUGAAGGACAUGUUUUACGUUUUUAUGGUGUUUGGGAUGACACUGAAACAAUGUUUGGGGACAUUCGAGAAGUGGUGCUACAUUAUUUUUUGGCUGAUGAUACGAUUGAAAUAAAAGAAGUGAUACCUUUAAAUUCUGGCCGGGAUGCUGUACCUCUAUUCCUCAAUAGACAGAAACUACCAAAGUUUGCUCCAGUUGGAAUAUAUCAGCCUGGUACAAUUACAGAUCGAACAGUCUUGAAUGUGUUUGGAGGGCUAGUUGGGAAUAAAGGUCGUUAUAUUCUGGAUAAUCGUAAGACAGGAGCAGUGUAUCAGGAAUUUUAUAAAGACUGUGACCUGAGAAUAGGAGCAACAAUCAAUGUUUGGGGACGAAAAAUAAUUCUCUGUGAUUGUGAUGAAUUUUCCAAAGAAUAUUAUAAGACAAAGUAUGGAGUCAAGGAUUUUACUCCAGUUCCAUACAAGACAGCACCUUCUCUGAAAAUAGAAAGAGUGAUUCCUCCGUACAGUGGUUUUGGAUCUGAAGAAGACUCUCUUUGCUCUUGCCUUAGCUUACUUCCUAAACCUCCCCAAAAGGACUUCAAGAAAUUCAUGGAAAAAGACAGACAAGGCCUUGAAAGCAAUAUUUUGCGGUUCCUUGCACAAUAUAUUACUUCUGAUCCCAUCGCUAAGGAUCGGAAGUUCAUUAUUUCUUAUUUUCUAAGUGAUGACACGAUAUCAGUGUUUGAACCUCCCCAAAGAAAUACAGGAGUAAUUGGUGGGAAAUUCUUGGAAAGAAGUCGCAUUAAAAAGCCUGGACAAGAGCUUUAUAAAAGUGAGCCAUCUGAAUACUACACAGCUAAGGACCUGUUUGUUGGAGCCAAAGUGUGUUUCCAUGGCCACGUCCUUCUUUUGGUGGAUGCUGAUGAAUAUGCUUUCAACUACAUGGAGAAGCAUGCAAAUGAGUAUGCUAUGGCCAAUAUCAACGUAAUCCUGAACAAAUUGAAAGUUAUAGGAGAACCUCGGUCAAGAGAGAUUAAACAGAUUUUUGCAGCCGCUGAUCCUCAGAGCACUUACAUGAUUGAUUAUGAUGAGUUCAGAAAUGUGUUAUUGAAUAUCUCAGAUGGAAAAUUAUCAGAACAUGAAAUUAUGACUAUUGGGCGAUAUUACAGUGUAAGAGAGGAGAAUGAAAUGGAUGCCACUUAUCUUCUGGCAGUGUCUCAGGAAAAUCUCAAGAAAAAUAACUUUGAAAAUUUUGGCCAGCUGUUGGCAGCCUUGGCAUACAGUGAUCGGGAAAAAUGCGGACUGCUGGCCAGUGACAAGUGCAGGACUGUUUGCAAAUCCUUCAGGCUACCAUUAGCAGAUGAUCUUCUACGUGCUUUAUUGGCUGCAUGUGAAGAUUGCAAAGAACAUGUAAAUUAUAAGAAGUUGGUUGAUAGGCUGAACUGGAGAGAGCACCCAAUUCCAGCUUUCCAAACCAUCCUGACGCCAUUACAGUAUGAAGAUGGAUGGAGUGGGGAGCCACCAGCACUUCCAGUGAAAAAAAUAAAAUACCUACCAUUAAUAGAAGAUGUCUUUGGCAGCAAAGAUUAGCCUUAGUCCAUACAUUAUACUUCUUAUGGAUAAACAUUGCAACUUUCUCUUUCUGGACAGUUACUGCAUAUUUUUAUUUAAACAAAAUAAAAGAAUCACAGCUAUAGAUUUUUUGGGGGGGAUUAAGUUUUAUUUUUUAUUUUAUUGUAGAAAUAUAAUUCAUAUACUUUGUAAUUCUUUGAAAUGCUUAUACCAUAUAUUCAGUAUAAUAAUUUAAAUGUGUUUUUAUUUUCAGUUCUUACAUAUGGAAUGGAUGCUAUAUAAUUUAGAAUUUUGCUCCUUUCCACUUGAACAAUCAAGCUGUUACCCUUUGUUUUUUCAAGAAAGUCCUUACAAAUUUUGGGAUUAAAGCCUGGCCCUUUGAGAGUUGCAUAGAAGAGAAAAAUUGACCAGAAUCUCCCAGCCUAGCAUUUUAAAUGUUGUUAAUAAGUAAUUACAAUUCAACUUCCACAUGAAAAGGAACAGGAAUGUAUAUUUGCAUGUCAAAGCAUGUCAAUAAUAGUUAAAAUGACUCCAGAUUACCGCCAGGCUUGUUCUAUGAUUAUAAUAAGAUAAUAUCUUUUUCAAAAUUCCCAAUUGAUCGUUAAAAACAACCAAAAGAAAAUGCAAGAAAUACCAAGAAUAAAAAUCUAUUGAUAGAAGGUCACAGGGAUGUGCUUUAUGCAGAUACGGAUUGCUCAUGGAGUAAGUUUAAUAAAAUGUAAAACAUGUUUUGUUCUCAGCUGUCUCAUGACAAAAGUAACUAUCAUUCUUCAUCCUAUUUUGUUAAUAUAGCCUUAUGCCUCUCUUAAAUAUAGGUGUGUGUAUGUAUUUAUAUGAGAAAUAUAGAUAAUAGAUAUGGGUAUAGAGAUAGAACUAGAGAUGGAUGUGUUUAAUAGUGCAGGCAGUCCUCUUACAAGUGUGGUACAGUUCUAUUUAGCCAGAUUUUGUUUGUGGGACAGAUUUUGUUUUGAUAUUCUUAAAUACUAUCUCAGGAAAAACAUUUACAUGAGUGAUAUAAUUAAUAACAAAUUUAUUAAAGUACCUGGAACUUUCCUAUCUUUGUUAUAGCACAGUAGUCUGGUAAUAGUGAAAUAUUCAUAAUCCUUUCCCCCAUUUCUUUCUAGCGUAUUUUGGAAUACCAAAUAUUUCUCCUUUGUUGGAAAAGAAUUUGAAUAGAUUUAUUAAUGACUAAAAUAAAUUUGUAAUAAAAUCAUACAUUCCUUUAA